Molecule: messenger RNA, 1020 nt
Organism: Lottia gigantea (owl limpet)
Lineage: Eukaryota; Metazoa; Mollusca; Gastropoda; Lottiidae
Exons: 5
Coding region: 1-1020 (339 amino acids)
Biological process (GO): protein phosphorylation
Molecular function (GO): protein kinase activity; ATP binding
Source: RefSeq, a predicted model, not a curated record
AUGGCGGGCGAUUACGAUAAACUUCAUGUAUUGGGAUCUGGAACUUACGGAAAAGCUUGGCUAGCCAUCGUGAAAUCCAGCCAGAGACAAUGUGUGCUGAAAGAGAUAAAGGUCAGUGAUAUGACCAAGAAAGAAAUCGACCAGACGAUUACUGAGGUGACAGUGCUAGCCCGAUGUAAACAUGAGAAUAUAAUCCGAUACAGCGGGGCCUAUGUUGACGGUGGUAGUCUAUUUAUAGCCAUGGAAUAUGCUGAAUCAGGAGACAUUGGAAAGAAGAUACUGGAUCAGCGAGGAAUCCAUUUUCCUGAAAGUAUGAUAUUAUCCUGGUUUGUUCAGAUCAAUAUGGCCCUGUGUUAUAUUCACUCUCAUCAUAUAUUACACAGAGAUUUGAAGCCUCAGAAUAUAUUUUUAACCAAUGAAAACACGAUAAAGUUGGGAGAUUUUGGCAUCGCGAGAGUUUUACGAGAUAAACAUGAUCUAGCUAUGACUGUGAUUGGUACACCAUAUUAUCUGAGUCCAGAGAUCUGUCAGAAACAACCAUAUAACCAUAAAAGUGAUAUGUGGGCAUUGGGAUGUGUAUUAUAUGAGUUAUGUUGUCUACGAGUACCAUUCAGUGCUCCUGAUUUCACCUCUCUAGUCAUGAUCAUUCUAUCUGGUAGUUUUGAUCCUAUACCCAGGCAUUAUGGUCCACUGUUAGAAGAUUUAGUGGGUGUUUUAUUGAGAACCCAACCAGACAGUCGGCCCACAUCGGAACAGAUUUUGUGUAUCCCGGCCAUGCAGCCAUAUGUUCUAGAAUACACCACAAAUCUAAAUCGAGCAAUUUAUGAAAAGAAACGACGAUUAGCCUCACCAAAUAUCGAGGCGAUGAACGCUGCCAAGAAAGAAAAACUUGAAGACGUCUGUAAUAAAAAGAUGGCCGACAAUAAAAAUAUUUGUAAAAAUCUUGAGAAAGAAGAAGAAAUGAAAGAAGUAGAUGAUGAUACAGGUUUGUUUUGUCUUUCUGAACCCUUUCAACCUUAG